This is a messenger RNA of Darwinula stevensoni, 750 nucleotides long. Lineage: Eukaryota; Metazoa; Arthropoda; Ostracoda; Podocopida; Darwinulidae. The record is from the annotation of a GenBank genome assembly.
AUGGACGUGCCUAAUGUCUUGAAGAGGCUGAGUUCUGUACCCUCUGGAUGGUACAUAGCUGUACAGGUUCAGCCUGAAGAUGAUCAUCUGUAUCACCUCUCCUACAAGUUGGCAUUGAACUGGUGUCGUCUGCCUGGGAGUUAUGAGGAGACAUUUGCCAUGCUGGUGUGGAGAACAGGGCUGCAGAAAAGCAUUUGCUCUGUGGAGAAACAAGCCCUACUUGAUGUCACCGAAAUGAUCAGAAAAGCCGAGUCAACGGUUGAGGAGAAGGAGGCCAGGGGGAUGAUCAUCUGCAUAGAUAGGGAGUUGAAUAACAUGAAGAAUGAGGACUGGUAUGAAAUGCCAUUUUUAAAUCAGAGGAUUUUUGAAACGGAGCCAAUGAUGGGACGAGCGCUUGGAAAUCCAAAAAAUUUAGAGGGAAUAGGAACAGUUACGGCUCUGGCGGCAGUUCGAACUGACAUGGACUACAUCAUCAUCAUCAUGGGAACGGAGGGAGGCCCUGUGAAAAAGUUGGUAGCGAAUGAGAGAAAUCAUAACAUGGAUUUGCGCGACUUGGUGAAUGGAUCUUCGAUUCUCUCCCUCAAUCAUGUCAUGCAGGGAGACUCAUCUGCUAUUCUUAUUCUCACGCAGGAACAGAUGUUUCCCUGUGCCGUGACAAAAUAUCUUUUCCUCAUGAUUUCCAAAAGCAAUGCCUCCAUUCCUUCCUUGGCCGCAAAUUGUCAUAAUGGUUCACUCGAUAACCUGGGAUAA